AGCGCUCACAGUGUUCCCAGGCCAGGCCAGGGAAAUGACAUGCCAGCUUCAGCCUGUUUGUGGUUCCUGUGCCAGGGGCAGCUCAGUGUAGGGAGUGCCCUGGGGAGCCCCUGGGGGGGGGCAGGGAGCGGCUGGGGGGCUGCGGUGUAGAAGAGUGGGCCAGAUGGCUGAAGGAAGCUACCCCAACAGUCCUGGUUCCCUGCAAAGAGAAACUGGGGCUGGCCUGGAAGCCCAGAGCAGUGACAGUCACGGUGCCACCCUCGGUGCCACUGAUGGAAAUGCAGGUCGCAAUCUGAAGGAGUGGCUGCGGGAGCAGUUCUGUGACCACCCCCUUGAGCACUGUGAAGACAUGAGGCUGCACAACGCUGCCUAUGUCGGGGACCUGGAGACGCUCCGGAGCUUGCUGCAGGAGGAGAGCUUCCAAAGCCGAAUCAACGAGAAGUCCGUGUGGUGCUGCGGCUGGCUGCCCUGCACCCCACUGCGCAUCGCUGCCACCGCCGGCCAUGGCAACUGUGUGGAUUUCCUCCUCCAGAAAGGGGCGGAGAUUGACCUGGUGGAUGUGAAGGGGCAGACAGCCCUCUACGUUGCCGUGGUGAACGGGCACCUGGAAUGUGCCCAAAUCCUGCUGGAAGCUGGUGCAGACCCCAACGGGAGCCAUCACCAUCGCAGCACCCCUGUGUACCACACCUCCCGCGUGGGCAGGGCCGACAUCCUGAGAGAGCUGAUAAGGUAUGGCGCUGACGUGGACGUCAACCACCACUUGCCCUCACGGCUCCCCAGCCCCUCCUCUCGCCCGCUCACUUCCUUGGUGGUCUGCCCUCUGUACAUCAGCGCUGCCUAUCACAACCUCCAGUGCUUCAAGCUGCUGCUCCAGGCUGGAGCCAACCCCGAUUUUAACUGCUGCGGCCCUGUCAACAUCCAGGGCUUCUCCAGGGGCUCCCCGGUCUGCGUGAUGGAUGCUGUCUUGAGACACGGUUGCGAGCCAGCCUUUGUCAACCUUUUGAUUGACUUUGGAGCCAACUUGAACCUGGUGAAGGCAGAAGCCCUGGCUGCCGAUUCGACUGGAAGGGUCAAAGUCAACCCAGAAGCCUUGCAGGUGUUCAAAGAAGCCAGGAGCUGCCCCAGGAGCUUAUUGUCUUUGUGCCGUGUGGCCGUGCGGAGGAUACUUGGCAAAUACCAUCUGCAUCUGAUACAUGCUCUUCCAGUCCCAGACCCUAUCAAACAAUUUUUACUUCACAAACAGAGCUAGAAUGCAAUCAGCUGCUUUGGGGACAGUUUGCUGUAAGAAAUGAGUAAGCUGAUGAAAACAGGUGCCAAUCGCCCCCUCCCCACAGUGCUGUUUUGAACGAUAUAUCCUGUGUUAUUUGCAUAAGGUUAUUUGUUAUGACACUACCUCUGUUGCUGUUACUUGUAACUUGUCUUGGGUUUUAGCAACACUACUGUAUGCUGAACCUGUACAUACUCAAGCGAUGGGCUUUUAUCUGCCUAUUAUAUGCAAAAGGCAGUCCCUGAGCUCAUCAGUAAUGGGCGUGUACAACAGUACUGUUCCAUUAUCUUCUCAUGCUUCAGCUGUCCUUACUUCGACCUUGCUCCCUUGAGGAGCUGACAAUUGCUAUUGUGCAUAUGGCAAGUUGAUGUGUUUUGACUUGCUGUGUGUCUCAUUCUGGGGUGAAUGCAUUGGGUUUCUUGUCUGGUGCCGUGUGUUCGCUGGAGAAUAUGAAAUUGCUUGUGUGUGCCUAGCUGUUGCAAGGUAGCAGCAGAGUCCCAAGCCAGAUCACUUGGUUUUUGUUAUUUAGAAAUCCCAAGAUGGGACUACUAAAAGGCUAGGAGAUAGCCAACCGGUCUGAGCAACUGCAGGUGUCCUCAAAACACUCUCAGAUGUGAUAUGGUGUCCUGACAUACCUGCUACCAAAAAUAUAUAGGUCUGGGUGGGCUACCAGAAAAAUAGGUCUCCAAUUACAUGAAUGCCUGGGAUUGGACCAGCUAUAGCAAUCACUGCCAUGGCAUGAAGGGGAAAACCCAUAAGAGAGAAGAAAAGCAUGUGGUUUCUCAAUGGGACUGUGGAGAAGGCACAUAACACUCACCAUGGCAGCGUGGUUUAGCAGGCAGCCCACUCAGCUACAAGUUGUGGAGGCGUCAGUCUGAGAUUGUGCUCAGAUGCUCUGUCCCACUCCUUCGUGAACGUGGUGCGUCUCAGCCUUCUCAUGAGGCAUUAAGCUAACGUUUCUAAUGUCCGUGAGCCCCCGGAAAACUCCCAUGGCACUUCUCAAAAAGACAAUGUUCUGAUGAACAGCUCCAUGCACAGUGAUGCUGGUUGAAACACCCAAGGACGAACGGGAGCUAUUGUUCGGUGAAUGACUUGGUAAAUGUAUCUGUAGUGUCCCUACGCUACUGGUAAUUAACUCCAUGCUUGUAAAUUGCUGGGGGGUUACUCCAUUCAAGAAACUCCACCAAACCAAAUACUAGUCUGCUUUCAUUGCUUAGAAACAUGCCGCCCCCACUAAAAUGUUAUCAGUGUUCCAACAGCCAGGUAGGCAGUUAUCGAUGGGGAGGCGUCGGCAGUUUGCAAAGCAUGGCACACGCAUAUAGACAUUACUACCACCCUUCCCUGCCCAUCCUAUGUUGGCAUCAUUGUCAGAUAGAAUGUUCCCCAAUCAUCAGGUGUUUCCUACUUCUGCUGUGGACAGAACAAUUUCUUGGGGUGUCCGUGUGACUGAGCUGCUUGGUUUUAUCUUGAAUAAAGACUGACUAACACUGCACCCAAUGGAAGAAUGCUGGGCAGCUCUGCCAAGGCGCCCUUUGUUUCUAGUGUCUCCAUUAAUUUUUAUUAUGUGGCAGUAAUGACUAAUGGGCUCCAAUCACAAAUUGGGGCCACAUUCUACUAGGCGCAAUACAAUCCGUACAAGAGACUCCCAGUCCCAAGGAGAGCACCUAGAGUGCUUUCCUCUCCUAUGCUUUGUGUAGGGAUGUUUUAAAAACAGAUAGGAGGGCUCUGUCCCACUGAGCCCCGCAGUAUGUGCUCUGCGGUGCUCCUAGCAGUGGAGUGUCAAGGUUUGCCAUGAGGUGGCCCCACAGCUGGGGAGAAGUUCCCCCUCCCUUUUACUCAUUUGUUUAGCUGUUGAUUUCUAUACACUAUAUUUAUGUAUAUGCUUUGGGUGAGAUGCUGUGCUGAACCUCUGAGGGUGCAGCACCAAACUGCAGCCCAAAGGGAGGGGAAGCUGUAGUCGCUUUUGUGCCCUCCCAAUCCUGGGCCGUUGCAGGGGCUGCGGGAGGCCCCCUGUGUCAUGUAGUCAGUCCCAGGAGCCUAAAUUACAGCAAUCUCUCGCAAAAAGAAAAGGAGGACUUGUGGCACCUUAGAGACUAACCAAUUUAUUUGAGCAUAAGCUUUCGUGAGCUACAGCUCACUUCAUCGGAUGCAACUCUCGGGGCUCCAGCAUUAUACUGGGAAUUGUCUGGAAACUGGGUUUCGAGCCAUCCCUCGCAACACCUCCCAGCCCCACCCUCUGCACACCCACUACACCAGGUGUUUUGAGGGGUUCUUGAAAUGCAGCCUUGAGGCUGUCUUCUGCAGUGCCUGUGCUAGAGAAAGCCGCCCCUGGGUGGUUACCAUGCUUUUACUCUGAUCCAGCCCUUUUACCCAGUGUGAAGCGGCUGAGGAGACCAUUCUUUGUCUUGAGUGGCUGCAGUUCAGCAGUUGUGGAGAGUUGGCUGAGGAGUGUGAAAGACAGAGAGAGGCAGAGGUCUUGGUGCUAAUUUAAAUAACGUUCCUUCUCCAUAGCUAGUCCAGUUAAUUGAUGCAGAUCAGUUGCUCAACUCUUACUCGCUGCCACUUCUCAUCAACCAGGAUCUAGAAUCGUAGGACUGGAAGGGACCUCGAGAGGUCGUCUCGUCCAGUCCCUUGCACUCGUGGCAGGACUGAAUGUUAUCUAGACCAGGGGUUCUCAACAUUUUUCGCUCUGAGGACCCCCAACAUGCUUUUAAAACUCCACGGACCAUCUCUGCCACACCAACUGGUUUUCUGCCUAUAAAAGCCAGGGCCAGUGUUAGGGGGUAGCAAGCAGGGCAAUUACCCGGGGUCCCAAACCACAGGGGGCCUGGUAAAGCUAAGUUACUCAGGCUUUAGCUUCAGCCCUGGGCUUGAGCCCCAUGCAGUGGGACUUCAGCUUUCUGCCCUGGGCCCCAGCAAAUCUAAUGCCAGCCCAGCUUGGCGGCCCCUCCAAGGAGCCCCGGACACCUGGUUGAGAACCACUGAUCUAGACCAUCCCUGACAGGUGUUUGUCCAACCUGCUCUUAAAAAUCUCCAAUGGUGGAGAUUCCACAACCUCCCUAGACAAUUUAUUCCCAUGCUUAACACCCUGACAGUUAGGAAGUUUUUCCUAAUGUCCAACCUAAACCGCCCUUGCUGCAAUUUAAGCCCAUUCCUUCCUGUCCUAUCCUCAGCAGUUAAGAACAACAAUUUUUCUCCCUCCUCCUCAUAAUAACCUUUUAUGUACUUGAAAACUGUUCUCAUGUCCCCUCUCAGUCUUCUCUUCUCCAAACCCAUUUUUUUCAAUCUUCCCUCACAGCUCAUGCUUUCUAGACCUUUAAUCAUUUCUGUUGCUCUUCUCUGGAGUUUCUCUGGAAUUUGUUUGCAUCUUUCCUGAAAUGUGGUGCCCAGAACUGGAUACAGUUGAGGCCUUAUCAGCAUGGAGUAGAGCAGAAGAAUUACUUCUCAUGUCUUGCUUACAACACUCCUGCUAAUACGUCCCAGAAUGUUGUUUUCUUUUUUUGCAACAGUGUUAACACUGUUGACUCAUAUUUAGGGUGUGAUCCACUAUGACUAAGGCUAUGAUUUAGUCACCGGUAUUUUUAGUAAAAGUCACAGACAGGUCACGUGCAAUAAACAAAAAAUCAUGGCCAGUGACCUGCCUGUGACUUUUACUAAAAAUACCGGUGACUAAAUCUUAGGUUCUGGGGGCGGAGGGGUGGGGUAGGGUCCUCCAGAAGACACUGCUGCUGGGGUGUGUGUGCUCCAGCGGUCACUGAUGCUCCUGGGGUGGGGUGCUAUCGCUGCUCUGGGGCAGCGCCCAGGACCAGUAGCCUGGGGCCACUGGAGCAGCAGCCAGUGUGGCUGGCCACGGGGCCACCCCAGCUGCUCAGCCAGCCCUGGGGUCAGCCGCUGCAGCUGCAGAAGUCACGUGACUUUCCGUGACCUCUGUGAAAGACUUGCAGCCUUAACUAUGACCACCAGAUCCCUUUCCGCAGCACUCUUUCCUAAGCAGUCGUUUCCCAUUUUGUAUGUGUGCCACUGAUUGUUCCUUCCUAAAUGCUGUACUUUGCAUUUGUCCUUAUGAAUUUCAUCCUAUGAAUGUUUGUGUUCAAAUUUGGUAAGCAAUGCUGGAUAUUCUUACUUUGUAUUAACGGCUCUGCAUUAAUGGUUCAUUCUGGUGAGAAGGUAGAUUAGAAGAAAGGGGAGCAAUGGACAGAGAGUCCUCAGUGGUCCUUAUCAUUGGCCUUUUGAUUUCAGAUUAGCAGCCAUGCAGUCUGGCCUAAGGCGGCAGUAGAUGGCAAGUAUAUAAAGAUGGGUCCUGCAUUGCCUCUGCUCGCUGUUUCAUUGCAAACAAAUAUCUGAGUAUGUGAGAUGAAAAGGAAAAACAAAUUUCUGCUGAUUAGGUUUUGCUGAAUUUUGGGUGGCUUUAGUGAUGAGUAGGUCCUCAGACACCAGUGCGAUGGGUGUUUUAAAAACCAUAGAUAGGGAGGGAGGAAAUGAGGGAAAGUGGAUGGAUAGACAGACACAUACUUUUGGAAAGUUAGAGCAGUGACAACCUGUAUUGUAGAGUCUUUAGGUUCUUUAGGCUCCACCCCUUGGAGGCCUCCCCAGCAGAUUAGCAGAUCCCACUAGAAUGCUGGGAAUGGGUGACAGAGGAUGGAUCACUUGAUGAUUACAUGUUCUGUUCAUUCCCUCUGGGGCACUUGGCAUUGGCCACUGUCUAGGGUGACCAGAUGUCCCGAUUUUAUAGGGACAGUCCUGAUUUUGGGUUUUUUUCUUAUAUAGGCUCCUAUUACCCCCCACCCACAUCUGGAUUUUUUACAUUUGCUGUCUGGUCACCCUACCACUGUCGGAGGACAAGUUACUGGGCUAGACGGACCUUGGUCUGACCCAGUGUGGCCGUUCUUAUGUAGAAUCCUAUGUGCAUCUUUAGGCACUUAGAUACCUUUAAAAACCUGGCCCAAAGGAGAUGUUGGAAGAAGGGUCUGAGAUGGAACAUCAUUAUGAUAUAGAAAGAACAAAACCUCAAAACAGCCCUAAAUUCAACUGUGAUGUAACUUUGUAGAGCUGAGCUAGGGUUGAAUUUGGCCCAUGACUGAAACGAUUGGAUAGCUAAGAUGGUUGAUGGCUGGAUGUAUGAUCAAAUUCAGCAAUUGAAGUUACUUGUUGUGGAGUGUGAUUAAAUCUGAGCCCAGUGUGCCUUGACAGCAUAAUUAGUGCUAAGACUUAUAGCCCUUCUAAGUCAUACAGCACCAUGUUAUUGUAUUUCAUUAUUUCCUUCCUAACAGGUCAGUAGUUGAGCCAUUGACCAGUGUGUACUCAGCUAAGACAGUCACAUACAUGUCUGUGAGCAACCCACUAAAGGUGCACUACUAGCUGAUACAAUUUUAACCAUAUAAACCCUCACAUCUACCCUCUCCUCAGAAACAUUACUCCUGUCCAUAAAAACAAUACAUCAAGCAGUGUCCUCCUCCCAUACAAUAUUUAUGUGUAAGGGCCAAUAGGAUAGUCAGGGUGUGCAAGACACAUUGGCCCCACCUUGUUUACAAAAUUCUAUUUAUAUCUAUCGUAAGUGGUUUCUCUCCCUGGUAUCUUCACCUACCUGUUCUGACUGCUAAAAAGGAUAACCUGGAUUAUGGGUGAGAUGUGAUCAAAUCUUACCUGUAUUUCUCUCUCUAAAGAAAGUCUGAACUUGAGGGCCCUGAUGCCUCAAACACUUGGGUCUAUGCUUAAUUUGAUGCAUGAGUAGUUCCAUUGAAACCAAACAUGUUUAAAGUUAACCAGGUGUUUGGAGGAUCAAAACUAUAAUGUGCAGGAGGCAUUUCUGGCUUGGGUAGCUGAAGGUGCCCAAUUCCCAUUGGAAGUCAGAGACUCUUGCCUCUCUGAAAAUGCCAACCAUUCUCAUCUUUCCUCGUGGAGAGACAGCCAGAUAAGAGCUGAAGUCAAUGGGACUUCUCAUGUUCAGAAUGUUAAGCACAAGUGUGUUUGCAGGAUAGGUGCCAAAGUGGUUUCCUGUGGAGGUUUGCUACCAUGGGCGCCAAACCUUGCUUAAAAGGGCAAAGUUAAGCAUACAUAUAUCCUGAAAUUUUUAGAGGAAACUGUUGAGUUGUGAAUUGAAAAAGUGACUUCCAGGGGUCAAUGAUAUUCUCAGCCUGUGGCUUCAGGCAUUAGAUCUAGCUGCUGACUUUUUUUUUUCAACCAAAGGAACGAUAAUUUUCCACUAUGAAAUCUGAGUAAUAACAUUUAUAAACUAUGCUCCCAUUUACUCAAAACUUUAUUGUCCAAACCUCUGCAUUAUCCAAAUCCCUUCCUUUCUCCCCUGCAUGAGAUACAUGCUGCAGAGGGUGUGUAUCUCAUGCUGGGAGGUAAGGAAUGGGUUUGGAUAAUAGAACAGAACCUCCUGGCCAGGACGGCGAGGAGGAGGAUGAGUGUUGGCCACUGAGAAGGCCACCCCCUGCUGAAUUGCUCCGGCCUUCUGGAUUAUCCGAGCUCCCAAUUACCCAAGUAAAAUCUGUGUGCCCGUGCUAUUUGGCUAAUUGGGAGUGAGCUGUAUAUUGUAUAGCUGUAGUACAAUAUAUUUCUAUAUAACUAUAUAUAGAGAGAGAUUUUCGCCUUAACUCAUAUUUCACUAUUUUCUCAUAAGUAGAAAAAUACCUCUUUUGCAAAGGCAUUUGUUCCAUAGAGUCCUACAGUAAUGGCUGAAUAGCAUGAAUAACUCAUAACAAACAUGUAUCUUCUGCCCCAGCCAGAAAUCAUUCUAGGUGGGAAAUCAAACAGCCCGACAGUGUAUAUUGCAUAUAUAGACGCAUGCAUAUUAUGUAUCAAUUAGUGUGUGGCCUUGCUAGGAAUGCAGCUUGUGAUAUGGUAAUGAGAUUGGAAAAUUGGCUAAUGAACCUAGACACAUUUUGAACAAUCACAGCCAUUAAAGAAAGAGAAUUAUUUCA
Chelonia mydas (Green sea turtle) is the source of this 8193-nucleotide messenger RNA. RefSeq names its product ankyrin repeat and SOCS box containing 1 (gene ASB1). Gene Ontology annotation, biological process: protein ubiquitination; intracellular signal transduction. Gene Ontology annotation, molecular function: protein binding. Lineage: Eukaryota; Metazoa; Chordata; Testudines; Cheloniidae. The transcript has 5 exons. Gene Ontology annotation, cellular component: ubiquitin ligase complex. The record is from RefSeq and is a predicted model, not a curated record. Bases 164 to 1249 code for a protein of 361 amino acids.